GAGAACUAGAGUUCUAACUUCUAACCAAAAAAAUACAGAAUUAAGUUUAAUUUGCUAACCAAAAGAAGUCUUCAUUGGAGACUGUCUGUGUUCUUGACUUCUUGGCAACCUAGUCUCGUCACUAUGGAUAUUAUCGAAGAUCUAAAAGAGUCUUCAUUGCAGACUGUCAAUGUUCUUGGCAAAUUAGGUCCCUUCGGCUUUGUGUCUCUCCAGAAUGAUACAAACUUGGGGAAAUCAUACGUCAAGAAGACAAGUAUUCUCGAACAGUCCAAGAAUUUGGAGAAGGAGCUCAGAAUCAUGCUUCGUUUUCACAACAAUCCCUUCAUCGUUCGAGCUUCAAGCGAUCAUCUUCACUUCGUGACCAACACAAAAAGCAUGAGUUUGUGUUACAUCUACAUGGAGUAUGCUUCCUUAGGGAAUCUCAACAAGAUGAUCUCUGAUGCCGGAGGGAGAUUGCCUGAAGAUAGUGUCAGACGUGCCACACGUAUGAUCCUACAAGGACUCAAGGCUCUUCACUCUGAAGGUUACGUCCACUGCGACCUCAAGCCAUCAAAUGUACUUGUGUUCCCUUCCAACACUCUUGGCGAGCCAUGGGAUCUCAAGCUUGCUGGUUUCUGUUUAUCCAAAGAGCCUACUAUGGAUUAUAAACUGUUGUUUCCUGGAACCCUUGAGGAGUACAUGCCGCCUGAGGCCAUUGAGCAGGACAGGUUUGUUGGGCAGGACAAACUGAUCGGACCAGCCUGUGAUAUAUGGUCUCUAGGACGUAUUGUUCUUAGGAUGUUUGGGGGUAUUCCUGUUGAGGUGAGAGGUUCUAACACUUGAAGGCUGUACGAAGAUAUCUCUCCGGACGCCACAGACUUCUUGAGGAGGUGCUUGGCAUGGCGCCCUUCGAAUCGGGCCACCGUGGAUGAGCUCUUAGACCAUCCUUUUGCUGCUGAAAAACUUCCAUUUCUUCUUUCUUUCUUAAGGGUUCCUUCUUUUAUAAGAAGGAUUGCCAUGGAAAAAUUGUAUGUUAGACAUGAAGAACUGAUUCCAAAACCUCAAGGGUUGCUCUGGUGAUAAGAAAAUGAAACUGAAUGUAAGAACCGAAA
Messenger RNA from Arabidopsis lyrata subsp. lyrata, 1091 nucleotides. Its product is annotated as MAP kinase kinase MKK2/SSP33. The coding region runs from base 124 to 822 and encodes 232 amino acids. Gene Ontology annotation, molecular function: protein kinase activity; ATP binding. The transcript has a single exon. Gene Ontology annotation, biological process: protein phosphorylation. The record is from RefSeq and is a predicted model, not a curated record. NCBI's taxonomy places the organism in Eukaryota, Viridiplantae, Streptophyta, Magnoliopsida, Brassicales, Brassicaceae.